GCUGGGGCCAGGCCACCGCCACUUCCUGCUCGGCCGGUCCCGGCGCGGCCGGCACGGAACUGCGGCACCGGGGAGCGCUGGCGGGUUCGGGCGUGGAAGAGAUAUUCCUGUGGUCUCUUGAAGGCGUACGUGCUGAGCAAGAGGAAGAGCCCUUCAUCGCCCCAGUCACGUGUGGAGUGAGAGCAGGAGGAGCUGUGCUUUGACCUGCUGAGCAGGAUGGAUCAAAAUUCAGACUCUUCACUUUCCAGAAUAUUUACUGGGUAUGAUGGUCCUGAAAAUACUGAAGUGUAUGAAGAUGAGCUUUAUCUCGAGGAGUCAUCCAGUGAGGAGAGUGUUGAUAGUGAGGUGGAGUUUCAUCUCUAUAGCCAGAUCCACUAUUCCCAGGAUCUUGGAGAAAUCAGCACACUAGAAAUGGAUGAGGAAGCUGAUGCUGGAGAAGUCAUGGGUCAAAGUUCAGGUCUAGCUGAGAAACAGGAUGAAGAUGAGAACCUCACUGAGCUCACUGAUGGUGGCACUCAGCUUUCAGAUGAGCCCGAGGUCAUUGUCCUGUCUGACACCCCAGAGGAGGACAGCAUCUACAAAAGCAAGGCAAAGAGGUCAAGAUGCUCCUCGUCAGCUCCAGGUAAAACACACACCCGCCCGGUAUCCUCCACACCAAAUCACACCAAAGCUGCUGGAUGUAGUGCCCGGUGCCCCCCUGGAUCUGGUGUGGGCACACCAAGGAAGAGGAGCAGCCCUAGUGGGAGGCCUGCCCCUGUCCUUUCUGCUGGACCUGAAGGCCCCCAGGACGUGUUGGUGAUAGAGAACAGCUCGGAGGAGGAGGAGAGCCUGAUCUCGGACGGCGAGAACAUCGAGAGCUGGAUGCUCCUGGGAGCGGGUGCUGAUGACACGGAUGGAGACAUCAUGCUGAACCUCGAGGGCUGUGCCACUCCUGCCAGGAAAGGAGAAAUUGAUGUGAACUGGUCGAUCUCUCAUAAAGACUUAGAGGCACAGAUCUCCAACUAUGCGGGCGUGAGGCACAGCAGCAUGCGGUACUACAGAGCGGACAAAAACGUUACUUGUAGGAACUGCCACAGACCAGGACAUUUGUCCAAGAACUGUCCCACUCCAAAGAAAGUUCCCCCGUGCUGUCUGUGUGCAGGGAGAGACCAUCUGCAGCACAGCUGCCCAGCACGUUUCUGCCUGAACUGCUGCUUGCCCGGGCACUAUUUCAGGGAAUGCCUGGAGAGAGCCUACUGGAACAAGCACUGCAACCGCUGUGACAUGAAGGGCCACUAUGCUGAUGCUUGCCCAGAAAUAUGGAGGCAGUAUCACCUAACAACCAAGCCAGGACCCAUCCAGGCAGCCGGCUCGCCCUCGGAGCGCGCGGUCUCCGUCUACUGCUACAACUGCUCCCGCCAGGGACACCUCGGAUACGAGUGCUCAGAGAAGAGGAUGCAGGGGAACAUGUUCCCCACUUCUCCCUUCGUCUACUACUACGAUGACGAGUGCGACAUCAGGAGGAGAGCCAACCGGUUAAAAAGAAAGGUGGCAGACCUGCAGGAAGCUGGCCUCCUCCCGGAACAGCCUGAAACACCCUUGCAGGAGGAGCAGCUCGAGGUGCCCAGCCACAAGAAAAAGAGCAAACUCUGGAAAGAGCAGCAGGGGAAGCCCAGCAGGAGCAGUGAGCAGCAGAAGAAGAUGAAGGUGAAGCGGGUGAAGAAAGGCCAGGAGGAGAGGCAGAGGAGGGGUGCUGGGAUACACGGAGACCCCGAGGAUUUCCCUCGGGGCAACAAGCAGCAGGGCUGCAAGGGCAGCAGGGCCCAGCGCAGGGCCCUGCUCCAAGCACCCCCAGGCUGCAAGGCCCUGCGUGUGCAGCAGCCCCCAGAAGGUGCCAAAAGGAAGAAGAAAUGGAAAAAGCAGAAAAUUACCAGUCCUGACAGCAGGGACAAUCUAUUCCUUAUAAAACAGAGGAAGAAGAAGUCCAAGCAGAAAUCCUGGUGACGGCAGGUAGCCCUGGCAUUCCCUGCUCUGGCUCUGCCUGCUCUUUACUCCUGUCCCUCUCUUAGCACAUGAAGUGGAGUCUGUCCCUGUCCUGGCAUGCUGGGCACCACCACCCACCCUGUCCAUCUCCGCAGCCACAGGGACCACUCCAUCUCUGUGAGCCUCCCCACGGCUGGCAGCACCCAGAGCUCCUGCCAGGGGGGCCUAGAAUAUGCUGUACGCUUAUUUUCUUUGCUUGGGGGUGUGGGGGCACGCUGGGCUUGGCAGGCUUUGCUUGUUCAGCAGUGAGGUGUGGCUGUGCUCUUGGAGCACAGCACCUCGGCGGCCAAUGCCAGGGAGAUUUGGGUCAGGGGUGGAUGGGGUGGAAAGGAAGGUGGGUAUAAAGCACAUCCCCUCAGCCAGCAGUCCCCUCCAGAGUGCAGCAGGGCACUUCCCUGCCCUGGAAGGGACAGCCAAGUCUCUGCUUUGUGCUCUGGGAUGCAGCAGUCCCCACCUCCCUCUCCAGAGCAGUGCCAUCCAUCCCUUGCCCUCCAGGCUCAGCUUUUGGGGAUCCACCCUGUGCUGACCAGCUGGUCAGCAGAGCAGGAGUGAGCAGCUGGGCCUGGAACAGAGUUUACAUCUCCCACUAAGUCUGUCCUUGUUCCUUGUAAUGUGCUGAAGGAAAAAGGAGUGGAGUAUAAAGAACAUACUUGGUUCCAGUCACACUGUGCUAAAAUUAAUUUUUUUAAAGACAGUUAUUUUUGUACACUGGAAUUCAGCAUGUUGUUUUAAGGUUCGUAAGAGUAAAAUGCUUUAUCAAAGGACUAACACAAAUAAAAC
Camarhynchus parvulus is the source of this 2802-nucleotide messenger RNA. It is a transcript of the gene ZCCHC7, whose product is annotated as zinc finger CCHC-type containing 7. The record is from RefSeq and is a predicted model, not a curated record. The transcript is spliced from 11 exons. Lineage: Eukaryota; Metazoa; Chordata; Aves; Passeriformes; Thraupidae. Gene Ontology annotation, molecular function: nucleic acid binding; zinc ion binding. The coding region runs from base 217 to 1983 and encodes 588 amino acids.